Messenger RNA from Lytechinus variegatus (green sea urchin), 1084 nucleotides. RefSeq lists its product as uncharacterized. The transcript is spliced from 6 exons. Bases 74 to 1015 code for a protein of 313 amino acids. The record is from RefSeq and is a predicted model, not a curated record. Lineage: Eukaryota; Metazoa; Echinodermata; Echinoidea; Temnopleuroida; Toxopneustidae.
UCACUAUGACAAUUGUGUAUAAUGUUGACUUUUACGUACGAAACACAGACAUCGAUUAUGCACGUAUGAUCCAAUGUCAAACACAUACCAAGCAUUCGUUAGAUGCCACAAACCAGGAGCUAUUAAUUGCAGCGCUCCAUACAUUCCUCACGAUGCAUCGGUGGAACAUCUUCGUCUCAACUACGCUUUCGGUGACAGAAUUAAUGUGACGUGUGAUGCAAGUGAUGCUUACUUUACUCUUCAAUGUCAUAACAAAGGCUUGUGGAGCGGACCUGUCGUUUCCUGUCCAAGGUCCAACGUAACAGUACCCGCUGCAGUAACCGCCCAUCGCCACGCCUACUGCAGUGCCCCAGCCGUUCCACCCCACUCAACCAAUCAGAACCCACGUCUCUCAUACAAAGAAGGUGACAAUAUCAACGUGACAUGUAACGAGGGUUCUGGAUGGUACCCUUUGGAAUGUUCUGACGGAAUAUGGAUCGGACAGAAUAUUGUCUGCCCAAACCCCACCAUAGACUGCAACCAACCAAUCAUACCCGCCGUUUCAUCGCUGGACACCUACAGGUCUCAUUACAAGGUCGACGAGGUGGUUAACAUCACAUGCAAAACAUCCCUUGAUUCCAUUCUUUGGGAAUGCCACAAAGAUGGUCAAUGGCGCGGACCAGAGAUUCGCUGCCCCGUCUCUCAACCUAUAUCUUCAGCUGAUACAGCAGGGAGAGUUGGAGAAAAGCCUGUAGAAAAGUGGCACGGACGAGAUUUGAUAACUACUGGUCUUCUUGUAGCAGCUGUGAUCAUGUUUGUCCUAGUACUGAUGUCCAUGGUGGCCUUCUCCAUCUCUUUCAAAGGCUGGCACUCUGGAUCAGCUAAAGAUGAUAAAAACGCCGACCGAGGACCACUCCCGGAUGUUCCUGGAGGAUAUGCAGACUACCUUGUGGGAGAAAAGUCACUGUAUACCGAACCAUACUUGAAACCAAGCAGCAUUCCACAGGGAUAUGAGACCUACGAAAAACCGAUGUAAUUGACGAUACUACUAUGUUGUUAGAAACUAGAAACCUGAAUCUCCGUUCAGGAAAGUUGAAAUGUUGAA